Molecule: messenger RNA, 1655 nt
Organism: Conger conger (European conger)
Lineage: Eukaryota; Metazoa; Chordata; Actinopteri; Anguilliformes; Congridae
Product: aquaporin-8-like
Exons: 5
Coding region: 229-1002 (257 amino acids)
Biological process (GO): transmembrane transport
Cellular component (GO): plasma membrane
Molecular function (GO): water channel activity
Source: RefSeq, a predicted model, not a curated record
GGGUUAUGAAUAAAUUAAAUUAGGUCAAGUGUCUAAACGGUGAUUGGAGAUCAGGAAACGAGUCUUCCCCUUUUACGACAGGGCCCAGGCAUAAUUCAGGUUUAUGCUCCAGAGACCUGUCAAAGUUCAAGCGAUUAGCCGGUAUAUAUUGGAACUGGCUUUGGUAUCUGGGACAUAUGCUGCAUCGAACCAUAGGCGUAAACUUCGGGCUGAAAAACGAUAAGCGUAAUGAUAGAGGAAAAAUCAGCGCUUUGCAGCGUGGAGGCGACGAUGUCGCAUGAACCCAAAAAGUUCCGAGAGCGUCCGAGCAAGUUCGAGCGCCUCGUCCAGCCCUGCAUAGCUGAGAUAGUGGGCACUGCAUUCUUCGUCUUCAUCGGCUGCGUCUCAGUCAUCGAGAACACCGAGACAACGGGGAGGUUUCAGCCGGCGCUCGUGCACGGUAUUGCGGUUGUGGCCUUGGUUGCAUGCAUGGCGGAGAUCAGUGGGUCCCACUUCAACCCACCAUUCACCAUCGCCAUCUACCUGUGUGGAGGUAUGGAGCUGAGUUUAGUGGUCCCAUAUGUGAUCAGUCAGCUGAUUGGAGGGUUGCUGGGAGCUGCAAUGUCAAAGCUCAUGACGACACGGGAGAAAUAUGCCCAGGCCACUGGAGCAGCCUUCACCACCAUCCAGUCCGAGGACCAACUGGCGGCCGCCAUCUUUGGGGAGGCAGCCAUGACCUGCCUGGUCACUUUGGUGGUACUGAUGGGUGCAGUCAACCACAAGACCAAGAGCCCCCUCGUGCCCGUCCUGGUGGGCGGAGCCAUCGUUAUCUGCAUCCUGGCUGGGGGUGAUGUGUCUGGGACAUGUUUGAACCCUGCGCGGGCUCUGGGACCGGCACUGAUCAUGAACUACUGGACGCACCACUGGGUGUACUGGGCAGGGCCCACUGGGGGCAGUCUCGCAGCUGUUGCUUUAGUGAGACUUUUGCUUGGAGAUGAAAAGACCCGUCUUAUCCUGAAAUGACAUGGUCCUUGACUGAUCAUGGAAUCAUGGAAGCCAUUCGAUUUCACUUAUUGUGAAAAUGUACAUAUGUAGCUAGGUGAAUACUUUAAAAGUCAAUGGGUCAACAGGAUACUGUAGUUCUGGGACAGCAGUGUGUGUGAAUGUGUAUAUGUGUGCAUGCCCAGGCAUUUCCUUGGCAUAUCUUCUAACUAUUAAAAUGAAAUAAACAGUUCUAAAAUGUCCCUCCUUUCAUUAGGGACUUUUAGCAUUCAUUUUCCAUAGUCUCAGGCCAUGUAUUCUUGAUCUACUCCUGUGACAUUGAACUGGCGUUGCUGUUUGAAAUGACAAUGCAUGGUUUGCUGUUAAGUGCAAUGCUCAUAAAGCAUUUUAUAUUCUGACCGAAGUAACUAUGAAACUUCAAACUGUUCUGUACUGUAGGCAUGUUGCCGUCGAAAAGGUUCCUUAAGAAGUGUUAAUUAUUAAUUUCCUUUUGUGAUGAAACCUGAAUUUUCUCAUUUGGUCUAAGUAAUUUCUAGUUGUGGGGUAGAUUUUCUUGCAUGUGUUUUGAAAUACACAGUCAGGUCCAGAAUUACCUUGAUGAAUAUGCACAAAAUACUGUUAACUAAAAAAAGAACUUUCUAUUCCAACAUAUGUAAAUUAGUGUUCUUUAUUAA